Molecule: messenger RNA, 1144 nt
Organism: Papilio xuthus (Asian swallowtail)
Lineage: Eukaryota; Metazoa; Arthropoda; Insecta; Lepidoptera; Papilionidae
Exons: 4
Coding region: 188-952 (254 amino acids)
Source: RefSeq, a predicted model, not a curated record
UAGCACAAUAAAUAAUAGUAACUAAGUGCACUUAAAUUUAUGUAGCCGGUCGUGCAAUAUGUACUUAAAAUUAGGUUAACUACGUCAAUUUUAAUAUCGACCCAACUGUUACUAAGGAAUAGGCCAAAGAAAGUUAAAUCGAUAAACUCAGUUCGUGUUGGACUGUCUUGGAGAAGUCAAAGUAAAAAUGUCGAAAUUAGAUGAUUUGUUUGAUAAAAAGAAAGAUGAAGCGCCCAUGUUGGAUUUAUCUAAAACAACCAUCAACACAGCAGAGGAGUACAGAGCUGUUCUUGAUAAAGUCCCGGAGUUCAAGACAAGGCCCGAAAAGGUGAGAGCAGAAGAUAUUAAAAUAAAAGACAGACCGGAAGAUCAGAAAACCAAAACCCCAAAGAAAGAAAUAAGGGCAUAUGAAAAACUUGGAACCCGUGGUUACGAAGAUAAACACUUUACAUUUAUGGACCCAGUACCGGUGGAAAUGCGGGAAUUGAAAUUUGAAGAAUUGUGUUCCGUACCGAUCGAGUGGCGAAUGCUCACAUCAAUACGUCCAAAAUCCAAAUUAGACGAAGAAUACUUUAAUAGGCUGAUCGAAUUACGGAAAUCGGAAUUAAGAACCAAGGCUCGAGACAAGAGGGAGUACGCAAAAAACAAUAUGGUGAAAAAAACGAAAAAUCGAUCAGGCGUCACGGAAACGAGAAUAUUGUCUUGUGCAGAGUGCGGUGAAGAGUAUUGUAAUGGUAUGAUGUGUGCUAUCACAAACUACGACAUGUUUGCGCGUCUAAAGCUGGAGAUAGAGACAAAAGUGACGCGACACGCGGCGCCCGCGCACGCCGGGGGAAAGCUUCGCAAAAUGCGGAGAAAGAUACGCAGGAAACCACGCAGCAAAAGUGCAGCGCCUCCUGUAAUGCGCAAAACUACGAGGAAAUCCGGGGCUAAAAGCGACUCUGAACUCUAAAUCACUAUGUUAAAGCGCAUUUUCAAUAAAGUUAGAAAAAACAGUAAAAAAUAAGCCUCAUGCUUUAAGUGUUGAUACAGACUGAACUAAACAUAUCGUUAACUCAUGAACCUGGCCAGUUAGAUUUAUUAAACUAGAUAAUUAUUAUACCAAUAUUAAGAUUAAAUUGUAAUAAAUAGCACUUAAGAUAGA